Acanthosepion pharaonis is the source of this 546-nucleotide messenger RNA. Lineage: Eukaryota; Metazoa; Mollusca; Cephalopoda; Sepiida; Sepiidae. The record is from the annotation of a GenBank genome assembly.
AUGUUGUUUAAAGGGAUCAAUUCCUCUUCUUCAUCCGAUCGAUGCCAUAGGCUUCGCCGCGGAUUCGUACGGAACAAGCGUAUAACACGCAUUUCUUUUUCCAUCUAUUUCCCCAGAAGAAUUAUACAUCUAUCUAUCUAUCUAUCUAUCUAUCUAUCUAUCUAUCUAUCUAUCUAUCUAUACAUAUAUACGGUCAAUUCCACGGGCGAAGAAGUCACGGUUCUUGGAGGCAAUCCAUGCUUUGACAUCGGUCACCAAGUUAGCCAAAUCGGCAUAAACUUUGUUCACCUGCCAAUUAUUCAGCGAUCGAUUGACGUGGUAGUCCGUAGGCGCUUCUGUGGGAGAAUAUGGCGGAUGUGGAAGCAGUUCCCAGCCCUUAUUGGCGAUACAUUCGACAACACGACGCUCAAACUAUGGGCGCGCAUUAUCGUGGUGGAAGACGAUAUGGUUCUUUUUGCGCAGUCUUUUCGACUUGAUUGCAGCGUGAAGGCGGUCAAGUUGAGCCAGAUAGCCAUCACUGUUGAUGUUAAAUUGCCACUUGUAUGA